AUGGUAAUGCUGCCAUUUGUCCUCGUCCCCGUCUGCUGCUGGCUUGCUGCGCCUGCCCUCGCCGUUCCGACGGUGGGCGCAGUGGGCUCGCCGCAGGUGAGAACUGACUCGUACUUCACGGCUUUGAGGCCCCUCUCUUACUCUUUAGUCGAGCAUGUCCCCUCUGUCGACCCGGUAUAUCCUAUUCACAGAGCGUCCAAGGCCGCAGGCGAGGGACUGUGGCGCCAACAGUGGUUGUCUGUUGCCGAAAUGGCAGGAGGCUCUAUCCGUGAUGUGGUCUUACUGGCGGAUCUCGCCGAUCCCAUCCCGUCAAUCCUCGUGCUUAACAUGGCCGAGCCCUCGACCGGAGAGAUGCUCAACAUAUUUCACUCGCCGCAGGGGUGA
This is a messenger RNA of Purpureocillium takamizusanense, 384 nucleotides long. RefSeq lists its product as uncharacterized. The transcript is spliced from 2 exons. Lineage: Eukaryota; Fungi; Ascomycota; Sordariomycetes; Hypocreales; Ophiocordycipitaceae. The record is from RefSeq and is a predicted model, not a curated record. Bases 1 to 384 code for a protein of 127 amino acids.